Molecule: messenger RNA, 1623 nt
Organism: Cynoglossus semilaevis (tongue sole)
Lineage: Eukaryota; Metazoa; Chordata; Actinopteri; Pleuronectiformes; Cynoglossidae
Gene: polr1c
Product: RNA polymerase I and III subunit C
Exons: 9
Coding region: 54-1115 (353 amino acids)
Biological process (GO): DNA-templated transcription
Cellular component (GO): RNA polymerase III complex; RNA polymerase I complex
Molecular function (GO): DNA binding; protein dimerization activity
Source: RefSeq, a predicted model, not a curated record
GGAUGUGACGUAAGUACGGCGUAAGUGGGGGCGGGUUUUUAAGCUAAUGAAAAAUGGCUGCGUCCAGGAAGAACGUGGAUGAGAUUCGUAAUCGUGUUAUUUUGGGGGAAUUUGGCGUAAGAAAUGUUCAUUCUACAGACUUCCCAGGGAACUACCCAGGACACGAUGACACCUGGAACAUGUGGAAAUUUCAGAAGAACUUUAGAAUUGACAUGAUGCACCUGGAUGAGAGCACUAUGGAGUUUGACAUGGUGGGCAUAGAUGCGGCCAUUGCUAAUGCAUUUAGAAGGAUAUUACUGGCAGAGGUGCCCACCAUGGCUAUAGAGAAGGUGUUUAUCUAUAACAACACAUCCAUUGUCCAGGAUGAAGUUUUGGCCCACAGAUUAGGUCUCAUUCCCAUCAAGGCUGACCCUCGCCUGUUUGAAUACAGGAACACGGCUCCUGAAGCAGAGGCGUCAGAAGCAGAGGGUUCAGAAAUAGACACAAUUCAACUACAGCUGAAAAUUAAGUGCAGCAGGAACCCCAAAGCCAGCAAAGAAUCUUCAGACCCUCGGGAGCUCUAUCUUAACCACAUGGUUUAUUCCAGGGACAUAACGUGGGUCCCUAUUGGAAACCAAGCAGAUGUGUUUGCAGAUUCUGUAAUUAGACCAGUCCACGAUGAUAUCCUGAUUGCUCAGCUUCGACCAGGACAUGAACUGGAUAUUGUUAUGCACUGUGUCAAAGGAAUUGGUAAAGACCAUGCUAAAUUUUCUCCAGUGGCAACUGCCAGUUAUCGGCUUCUACCUGAGAUCACCCUCCUGGAGCCUGUGGAAGGAGAGAAAGCAGAGCGCCUAAAACGCUGUUUUUCCCCGGGAGUUAUAGCACUGCAGGAUGUUAACGGAACGAAGGCUGCAAAAGUAGUAAACAGUCGCAUGGAUACAUGUAGCCGAGAAGUUAUUCGACACGAUGACCUCAAGAAUUUGGUGAAACUUGGAAGAGUGCGGGACCAUUUCAUAUUUACUGUGGAGUCGACCGGCAUCUUGGCUCCAGAUGUUCUUUUCACAGAGGCAGUCAAAGUUCUCAUGAGCAAGUGUCAAAGGUUUCUGAGUGAACUGGAUGCCACUGAAAUGGAAUGAACUGACUAUUCAUCUUCAGAGGCAGCACACAGGACCCACAUCCCAAGUAGACCUGGACUAUUGAGUUUGCUGAAGUGCUUUUUCUUUGGAAAGUUUUUGCGAUGCUAUACAGCAAGUCAUUGCUUCUCAACAAAGCUGAUCUUGCGGAGACAUUGUUUAUAUUUGCUGGACUUUGGAUGUUUAAGCUGCAUAACAUAGGAUGUAACAGGCAGUUUCACAAGCUUCACGGCAUUAGCUGCAGCAGUUUGGGGCCAAAUAGCUUCCAAAAAUGUUGCUAACUAGACCUUUCUCAUCCUAUCAGUGCUGACUAGUUGGCUUGAUACCCAAAUUUCACCUGGCUGGUUAGGUUCUAAUGGUUGUAUACAAAACUCUACAAGCAAAUUCCACGAGCUGUUCAAAAAAGCUGUUCAUCUUCAACUACUGGCAAAGAAUUUUGUAAAACUAGCUGCACGUUUUGUGUAUUUUGGUCGGUUGAAUCCCUUUUGACAAUAUUUGGACAUUUAAUUUA